AUGAAUUUUAUCAAUAGAGAACUCGAAGAGAAAAUAGGUUGGGACUUGAACGGGGAUGGACGAAUCGGUGGUCCUGGUAUCACUUCUCAAAUUGAGCAAUCGAGUCAUUUCGAUUUAAAUCAUGACGGAAUCAUAGGAGGAUAUCGACCUCCACCCGGUGGAGGUCUUAUUGGUAAUAUCGAACAGGCAACACACUUUGAUAUGAACGGAGAUGGACGUAUUGGGGGUGGCGCCGGUUAUCGUCCUCCUGGUCAAUAA
Rotaria socialis is the source of this 258-nucleotide messenger RNA. NCBI's taxonomy places the organism in Eukaryota, Metazoa, Rotifera, Eurotatoria, Philodinida, Philodinidae. The record is from the annotation of a GenBank genome assembly.